AUGGAUGAUGAUUUAGAGAUAUAUCUCUUGAAUCCACUUUCAAGAGUGCAAGUAAAACUUCCACCACAUCCAAUGUUUCCUGACAUAAUUCGACGAAGAAAGGCGCUUGGAGAGAAGUCGGAUAUAUGGAAAUAUGAAAUAAUCCACAAAGUGAUGCUAUCUGCUGAUCCCAUUUCAAACCCUAAUUUUCUCAUCAUGGCCAUCGUCUCAGAAUAUGAUGAAUGCACCUUCUGUAGGCCAGGUGACAAGAUAUGGACUUCUUUCAAGGACUGGUUUAAACACUAUCGAUACUUUUGCAAUGCAGCAAUCUAUGAUGAAAAAAUUUAUGCAGUCUGUGUUAACUCCAUUGGUGUGGAAUUUAAUAUUAACACUCUUUCUGUGGCACAAUUGGUUUUAGAUAUUCCGCAUGCUAGAAAAGACGUCGAGGAUAUAAGGUAUGUGGUGAAGUCUGGAGAAGAAAUAUUAUAUAUCUUAAGGUAUUGGACAAUAAUUCCUCAUGCUGAAGAUGGACAAGAACGACUCCAAGAUAGUGGUAACGAUGAUGAUUCAAAUGAUGAUGAGGAUAAUGAUGACGACAAUGAUGAUAAUGAUGAUGAGGAGGAGGAUGAGGAUGAGGAGGACGACAACUACUUUCGGACACCUUUUUAUAGAACAGUCGGAUUCGAUGUUUAUAAAUUGGAGCUCUUAAAACCAGGGUAUGAGUGGAUUGAGGUAAAAAGCUUGGGGGAUCGAGCUUUAUUCUUGGAUCGUGGUCAUUGUUUGUCCAUUUAUGCAUCUGACUCUAACAAAUGCAAGGCAAAUUACAUCUAUUUCUUGGAUGAUAACUUCUAUGACUGUAUGAGGACGAUUCCUAGAUGCAGUGAUACAGGUAUAUUCAACAUGGUGGAUGGUAGCAUCGAGCCUCUUCCUAUUGCUCCCCUUUGGUCGACUCCAGCUAUCUGGCUUACCCAAUAA
Messenger RNA from Elaeis guineensis (African oil palm), 954 nucleotides. The record is from RefSeq and is a predicted model, not a curated record. NCBI's taxonomy places the organism in Eukaryota, Viridiplantae, Streptophyta, Magnoliopsida, Arecales, Arecaceae.